GAAUUGUGCAGCUGAGGCUUCUGGUUUGUUUUCAGCAGGGCUUCAGGCAACUGAGGAUCCUGGUGGAGAACCGUGGGCGCGUCAAUUAUGGGCUGACCCUGAACGAGCAGAGGAAAGGCUUAAUUGGUGAUGUCUUCUUGAAUAAAACCCCCUUGAGAAACUUCAAGAUUUACAGUUUGGAGAUGAAACCUGCCUUCAUGAAAAGCCUGCAGCGUGUGUCUGGCUGGAGCACAGUCCCAGAUUAUUUCGUGGGGCCGGCGUUUUUCCGAGGGAGGCUGUGGAUAGAGCACCAGCCACAGGACACCUUCCUCAAGCUACAGGGCUGGGAAAAAGGAGUGGUGUUUGUCAAUGGUCAGAACCUGGGAAGAUACUGGAAAAUUGGACCUCAGGAGACGCUUUACCUUCCUGGGCCCUGGCUCCGGAGAGGGGGCAACGAGAUCGUCAUCUUCGAGGAGCGCACGGCGGGGCGGAUCAUCCAGUCCGUGGACAUCCCUUACCUCGGCCGGACCCAGUACGUGGACUGAGGAGAGCUGGGUGCCCACCUUUGGCUCCUCCUGAAUACUCCUGGUUGCAUGUCUGGGGAUGUGAUGGCUCAGCACUCGGGCACGCUCAUCUCCACCAGAGCCAGGUGAAGGAUUUGCCCUCUGGCUGCGAGUUCAGAGGAGAGGCYGGGCCCUGGAAGGAGCAGGGCCGUUGUUCCAUGGAUGGAUGGAUGCAGCAGCUCAUCUCCCUGGACUACUGAGGCUCCCCAGCCCCGAUGGCUGCGCAUGUUCUGCACCAUCUGGUGGAUGUGGGGGAGUAAAAAGGUGCUGGAGGCAGGUGAGAGAGAGAGAGAGAGAAAG
This is a messenger RNA of Malurus melanocephalus (red-backed fairy wren), 842 nucleotides long. Its product is annotated as beta-galactosidase-1-like protein 2. The annotation marks the transcript as partial. Gene Ontology annotation, molecular function: beta-galactosidase activity. The transcript is spliced from 5 exons. Gene Ontology annotation, biological process: carbohydrate metabolic process. Gene Ontology annotation, cellular component: vacuole. NCBI's taxonomy places the organism in Eukaryota, Metazoa, Chordata, Aves, Passeriformes, Maluridae. The record is from RefSeq and is a predicted model, not a curated record.